Pleurotus ostreatus (oyster mushroom) is the source of this 1632-nucleotide messenger RNA. RefSeq lists its product as uncharacterized. NCBI's taxonomy places the organism in Eukaryota, Fungi, Basidiomycota, Agaricomycetes, Agaricales, Pleurotaceae. Gene Ontology annotation, molecular function: transmembrane transporter activity. The coding region runs from base 1 to 1632 and encodes 543 amino acids. Gene Ontology annotation, cellular component: membrane. Gene Ontology annotation, biological process: transmembrane transport. The transcript is spliced from 20 exons. The record is from RefSeq and is a predicted model, not a curated record.
AUGUCCUCAAAACGCUCGGAAGAUUACCAUGAUGCAGAGUUGAGCAAAACGACGCUCAACGACGAUGACAGGGAGCUCGAGGCGAUGGGCUACGUUCCCUCGUUCAGACGAGAAUUUUCCAAUCUUGCGACGAUCAGCUUUGCAUUCAGCAUCAUGGGUGUUUGCUCAAGUAUCGCGACAACAUUCAAUACCCCUUUACUCCACGGAGGGCCAUCGUCGGUGACAUGGUGUUGGAUUUUGGGCGCUUCACUGUGCUUCACUCUGGGAGCAAGUAUUGCUGAAAUUGUCAGUGCAUACCCUACGUGUGGCGGAUUAUACACGGCGUCUGCCCAACUCUCCCCUAAAAAGCACCGUGCAAGAGUCGGCUGGUUAGUUGGCUGGCUGAAUAUAUUAGGUCAAAUUGCAGGCAUCUCGUCUACAGAAUAUGGUCUCGCCAAUAUGAUAUGGGCAGCCGUGGUCAUCGGCAAGGACGAGAACUAUCCGUUAACCCAGGGCAAAAUUGUUGGGCUCUUCGCGGGUCUUCUCAUAUUUCAUGGCAUCCUCAAUUCACUUGCCACUCGACAUCUCGCUAGACUGACAACGUCAUUUGUGUUUGUGAAUCUCGGUGCGACCUUCUUAAUCAUCAUUGUUCUCCUCGCGACUACACCACGAGCGGAGAUGCACGCUGCCUCGUAUGUCUUUGGAUCCGCUGGUAUAGUUAAUCAGACGGGAGGUUGGAAUACUGGGAUAGCAUUCUUGUUUGGACUAUUGAGUGUCCAAUGGACGAUGACGGAUUAUGACGCAACGGCCCACAUUUCCGAGGAAGUCAAGCGUGCGGCAUAUGCAGCCCCCUCCGCCAUUUUCAUCGCUGUUGUCGGAACUGGCCUCAUUGGCUGGUUGUUGAACAUUGUUCUCGUCCUAUGUUCUGGCCCGCUCGAAAAUCUCCCAGGGCCAUCAGGGUCUGCCAUGCUUGAGAUCAUGGCCAUUAGGAUGGGUAAAACAGGCGCUCUUAUCCUUUGGGUGUUCGUCUGCCUUACGGCCUUCUUCGUAACGCAGACAGCUCUCCAGGCGGCGUCGCGCACGCUAUAUGCGUUUAGCCGCGACCAUGGUCUUCCUGAUCGUGGCUAUUUCGGCGAGACUUCGAAAGGCACUCGUACACCCCUUCGUGCUAUCUGGCUCACGACUAUCGUCAGUAUCAUCCCUGGUCUCCUGGCGCUUGCCAGUCUUGUCGCUGCCAAUGCCAUCUUCUCUCUGACGGCAAUGGCACUUGAUCUCUCCUACAUCAUUCCCAUCUUCUUAAGAAGGUUUUACCAUUCCCACCCCGACGUCGUAUUCAAACCAGGUCCGUUUUAUAUGGGAGAUGGCAUCCUUGGAUGGUCGUGUAACCUUAUCUGCAUCGUGUGGACGGUCUUCGUAUGCAUUAUAUUCUCGUUCCCCACCAACCUCCCCGUUACCCCUGACAACAUGAACUACGCCUCCGUCAUAACCUUCGGUGUCAUCUUCCUCGCUUUCCUUUGGUACUUCCUCGGCGCCCAUAAACACUAUACGGGUCCACAAUCAAAUAUACACACGACGCACAGUGACGAACACGUACACGGUUCCGGAGACUUCAAAGAGAAGGACCCGUCCCAGACGACUACACGACCGCUUUAG